AUGCCGAGUAGCAGCGCCGCUGCGGCCUCCCGCGCCGCCGAACCCGCCGAGCCGCCGCGCCUCCCCCCCCCCUCGCUGUCGCUGCUCCAGCAGCGCCUCUCCGGCCUCGGCGUCCGCGACCACGGCCUGCCCGCCAGAGGCAGCGGAGUGGGGGGGGUGGCCCAGUGGCGGGCGGACUUGGCGCCGCCGCCCGACCUCCCUGGGGAGCCGAGGCCUGGCGGGGCGGGGGAGGCGGCGGCGGGGGACGAGGGAGACCUGGAGCUGGAGGAGGACGAGGACGAUGAGGACCACCUGGCCGCGCUGCUGCUGCUCUCCUCGUCUUCCUCGUCCUCCCAGUCACUCCCGCUGCUGCCGGCGCUGGGCUCCGUCCUGCUCUCGCCCGCCUUCGAUGCACAGGAGGCACUGGUGGGGCCGCACGAUCCUCAGGGCACGAUGGCGGCAAUGAUGUCCCACGCUUACGACGGCGGCGGCGCAGUGGGCCUCAGCGGCGAGCAGACGGCGCUGCUUCGCCGAAAGAGCGUCAACACCACCGAGUGCGUGCCCGUGCCCAGCUCUGAGCAUGUGGCCGAGAUCGUGGGCCGCCAGGGUUGCAAAAUAAAAGCACUAAGGGCCAAGACAAAUACUUACAUUAAGACCCCUGUUCGUGGAGAAGAAUCCAUCUUUGUUGUCACUGGACGAAAAGAGGAUGUAGCCAUGGCCAAAAGGGAAAUUCUCUCAGCUGCUGAACACUUCUCUAUGAUCAGAGCAUCGCGCAACAAGAACGGUCCUGCCCUGGGAGGCCUGCCAUGCACCCCUAACCUGCCAGGUCAGAUGACAGUCCAAGUCAGGGUGCCUUACCACGUAGUUGGGCUGGUGGUUGGACCAAAAGGAGCUACAAUCAAAAGAAUUCAGCAGCAGACCCAUACCUACAUAGUCACCCCCAGCAGGGACAUGGAGCCAGUCUUCGAAGUCACGGGAAUGCCUGAAAAUGUCGACCGUGCACGUGAGGAGAUAGAGAUGCAUAUAGCCAUGCGUACUGGGAGCUACAUCAAACUGAACGAAAAGAGUGAUUUCCACUACAACGGUACAGAUGUAAGGUUUGAAGGAGGCACUCUCAGGUCUGCAUGGCUUGUUUCUAACCCUGCCCCCCCUAGCCACACCAGAAUGAUUUCUAAUUAUAUGAAUGACAGCUCCAGUUCCUUGGGAAGUGGCUCCACAGAUUCCUAUUUUGGAAGCAAUAGAUUGACUGACUUCAGCCCAACGAGUCCAUUCAGCACAGGCAACUUUUGGUUUGGAGAAACACUGCCUUCAGUGAGCACAGAAGACCUUGCAGUUGACUCUCCUGUGUAUGACUCCUUACCAAUGCCUUCCCAAACCAUUUGGACUCCUUUUGAACCUGUAAAUCCUCUCUGUGGCUUUGGUAGUGAUUCUGUUAGUAAUGCCAAGCCUCAACGCCAAGGGAGCCAGCCAUCUACUCCUUGCCUGUCGCCCACAUUUCCAGAAAGCCUGGAUCACCCACUGGCUAGGAGAGUAUGGAGCGACCCACCUAGCGCUGGCCACCAAGCAGGCCUUCCCAUCUACAUCUCUGCAUUCUCCAAUGGCACCAACAGCUAUUCAUCUUCCAAUGGUGGCUCCACGUCCAGCUCGCCUCCUGAGUUGAGACAGAAGCACGACUGUGUGAUCUGCUUUGAGAGUGAAGUCAUUGCGGCCCUGGUCCCCUGUGGCCACAAUCUCUUCUGCCUGGAGUGUGCCAACAAAAUCUGUGAAAAGGAAACACCUUUGUGUCCUGUUUGCCAGGCAGCUGUUACUCAGUCAAUUCAAAUUCACUCUUAA
Molecule: messenger RNA, 1812 nt
Organism: Chiroxiphia lanceolata (lance-tailed manakin)
Lineage: Eukaryota; Metazoa; Chordata; Aves; Passeriformes; Pipridae
Gene: MEX3C
Product: mex-3 RNA binding family member C
Exons: 2
Coding region: 1-1812 (603 amino acids)
Molecular function (GO): RNA binding
Source: RefSeq, a predicted model, not a curated record